Aphanomyces invadans is the source of this 1843-nucleotide messenger RNA. RefSeq lists its product as hypothetical. The coding region runs from base 48 to 1460 and encodes 470 amino acids. The transcript is spliced from 4 exons. NCBI's taxonomy places the organism in Eukaryota, Oomycota, Saprolegniomycetes, Saprolegniales, Verrucalvaceae. Gene Ontology annotation, molecular function: nucleic acid binding. Gene Ontology annotation, cellular component: cytoplasm. Gene Ontology annotation, biological process: methylation. The record is from RefSeq and is a predicted model, not a curated record.
GAUCGACCCGCCGCGCGGUUUGGACGAUUCCUUGCCGCGCAUCCACCAUGAAGGAAUACUUGGUCUUUUUCGUGCAUCGACACUUGGACUUCCGCUUUCCAGAGCUCGAUGCACUUCUCACAAUGCAGUCGCUCGUUCCCGAGGACUGCUACACUCGUGAGCUGAACCCGUUAAGCUCGCCGCUUGUUCAUGUGAAGCUUCCGUCUGAACAACAUGCCAAAUUCCUUUCUCAGCGUGGGAUCUUAGUCAAAGGCGUGUACGAAAUGUGGGGCCACGGUCAAACCUACGACGAACUCGUUACGUCUGUCAAGGCGUAUGCCGAGAAGGACAUCUUCGUGUCGGACGAAUCGCUGAGCUGGAAAAUCCAGGUCGACGCAUUCGGACUCAAGUUGAGUAUGGAGGAACAGACAGCUCGCCGUGAAAAAUUCCGCCACGUUUUGCCAUUCGCCGGCCCCGUCGCCAUGAAAAAUCCGGCGUUGACGUUCCUCAUUCUGGAGGAUAUUGGCGUAGACCAACAAAAGACUGAGCCGGACCGCAUCUUCUUCCUUCGUGCUUUGGCCGGUGGAGAAAAGAAUCGGGGGCGUGGUGGCGCACGGGAUCUCGUUGACAUGCAAACCCUCAAGCGUCGCGAAUACAUUGGCCCGACGUCCAUGGAUGCUGAAAUGGCCCUCAUUAUGUGCAAUAUGGCGCUUGUUCAACCUGGCAGUCUCGUCAUCGAUCCGUUCGUGGGGACGGGGAGUGUACUUGUCCCCUGCACAACUUUUGGGGGCAUUUGCUUUGGCACCGAUAUCGAUUCCCGCGUGCUGCAUGGGAAGGACGGCAAAACGAUCAAGUCCAACUUUGACCAGUACAACCUGCGUGUGCCAGACCUCAUCCGCGCCGACAACUCGCGGUCCCCGUUGCGAUGCCCCCACUACUUUGAUGCUGUCGUAUGCGAUCCCCCGUACGGCAUCCGCGCUGGCGCUCGAAAGAGUGGACGACGAGAGGGUCCUCCAGAGAACUCGACGGCGGUCCAGCCAUCACCACAGCUCGCUACAGAUGGCCCAGUCCCGACUAAAACUGUCAAACCCAAGUACGGCCCGCGGCACAUCCCUGAGGAAUGGCUUGAAAACCACAUUCCCGCCACACAGCCGUAUGCGGCCGAGGACGUGAUGCGAGACCUUCUCGAGUUUGCGGCCAAGAACUUGCGAGUGGGCGGCCGCGUCGUCUACUUGCUCCCGACGACGUACGACUACACGGACGCCGAUCUGCCGACUCAUCCGCAGCUUCGCGUGGUGGCCAAUUCGGAAGAGCGUCUCACGAGUAAAUACGCGAGGCGCCUCAUCACGAUGGUCAAGACGGUCGAGUUGCAAGGCACGACGAGCAACCUGGACGACGGGUUCAAGUCGGACUUUAGUUUUGCCAAAUUGCGAGAGAAAAUCAUUGCGUCGAAUAAGAAGCCGAAAACGUCGACGGAUUAAAGCGACGAAUGAGGAGUGUCGAGAUGCACGACGAGUUUGCCAAUGUUCUUGCGCGCGUACAGGUACUCGAUGGCGUCAGCAACGCUGUCUAGGCCGCUGAACUUGGCUGGGUCCACACCCGAAUUAAGCAAGCCGUGGCGAACCAACGUCGCGAGCUUCCGGGCAUGCGUAGUACCAUGGGUCUUGAUGAAAUGGUUGAGGAAGAAUCCACGCACGGACGCGGAUUUGCUCAAGAGGGUAGAUGCAAAGGGCGACGAGGUGCUACCUCCCGACCACGACGACGAGUCAGCGUAACCCGAGAUGGACCCGAUUACGACCAAACGUCCAUGCUUGGCCAAGUUGUUCAUGCAAGUCUAAAGCCAUCGAAAUUUGGCAAUUUUCUG